Centruroides sculpturatus (bark scorpion) is the source of this 1521-nucleotide messenger RNA. RefSeq names its product reticulon-4-interacting protein 1 homolog, mitochondrial-like. The record is from RefSeq and is a predicted model, not a curated record. The coding region runs from base 308 to 1444 and encodes 378 amino acids. The transcript has 10 exons. Gene Ontology annotation, molecular function: oxidoreductase activity. NCBI's taxonomy places the organism in Eukaryota, Metazoa, Arthropoda, Arachnida, Scorpiones, Buthidae. Gene Ontology annotation, cellular component: mitochondrion.
UCUUGUGUACUCACAUGCGGAAAUUACCCUACAAUUGAAACGCGCCAUCUGCCAGCCGUAAAUAUAAACAAGCUACUACAGUAGGUAGGCCACGUGCCCAGUAGUCGAAAAUCGCGUCUACCGGGAUUGCUUUGUUAUAUCAAUUAAACUUUUUAAGUUUGCCUUCGAUCUUAUUGCAAAUAAAAAAACCUGAAAAACGAAUAAUUUGGAUAGGAAAAAUAUUCUAAAUCGUCGAAAGUUAGGAAUAUCGAAUACCUUAGUCGCCGAAUUACGCUUACUCCAUUCUCAAUACUUUACGCAAAUUUAAAUGCUAAUUUUGAGAAGGCAACUUGCAUAUUUGCUUUAUCAGUGUAGACGUUAUUGUUCUGAAUCUUUCCAAACGUCUUCGUGGCAGAUAAGUAGAUAUGGUGGGCCAGAAGAAUUAAAGUUAAACAUUUCCGAAUUACCAUAUAUAUCUAGACCGAAUGAUGUCUUGGUUCAGAUUCAUGCGGCAAGUGUCAAUCCUAUUGACGUUCAAAUGCUUAAUGGAUAUGGCUCUCAAGCGAUUGCCAUUUUACGUAAAAUAAAUAACUGUUCAUUUGACGUACCAGAAUUUCCUAUUACAUUGGGUCGAGAUUUUUCUGGUGUUGUUAUAGAUGUUGGACAGACUGUUAAGAAAUUAAAGCGUGGAGAUCAAGUGUGGGGUGCUACAGGACCAGAAAAAAUAGGAAGUCAUGCAAAGCACAUUCUUAUUGAUUCUUCAAAUAUAUCGCUCAAACCAACAUCGAUCGAUCACGUCCAGGCUGCAUCAUUGCCUUAUGCUGCAUUAACAUCUUGGAGUGCCUUAUGUUGGUUUGGGGGACUAUCAAAAUCAUCUGCUUGGAAUUCUAGAGUUCUAGUGUUAGGAGGUUCUGGAGGUGUUGGAAGUUUUUCAAUACAGUUAUUAAAGGCAUGGAAUGCAGAAGUUACAGUAACUUGCAGUACGGACGCUGUCGAAAUGCUUGAAAAUCUGGGAGCGGAUUGUGUUUUAGAUUACAGAUCACAAGACAUUAAAACUCAUUUAAGUCAAAUGGAUGGAUUUGACUUUAUUUUGGACUGUGUUGGUGGUGAAAGUAAAAAUUUUGCAUUAAACUUGCUCAAAAAGUGGAAAAAUUGUAAAUAUGUGACACUGGUCUCUCCUCUCUUAAAUUAUACGGAUAAAUAUGGAGUAAUUGCUGGUUCAUUAUUUUCUUUAGGAGAAGCUGCUUUAGAUACAAUUCAAGGUGGACAGAAUGGUCAAGCCGUUAGAUGGGCAUAUUUUUGUCCGAGUGGCGAAACUUUAAGUACCAUUAAAACUAUGGUAGAUGAUGGAAAGAUUAGUCCUGUUGUGGAACAAGUUUUUCCGUACGAAGACACUCCCGAAGCCUAUAGAAAAGUGUUGGCAGGCCAUGCGAGAGGAAAAACAGUUAUCCGAGUAGAGGAUUAAAAUCAACAGUUAUAAAUAGAGUUAUCUGAUAAUUAGACUUUUUUUUUGUGAAAUAAACAAAAUUUCUUAAUGACAAA